Molecule: messenger RNA, 867 nt
Organism: Saprolegnia parasitica CBS 223.65
Lineage: Eukaryota; Oomycota; Saprolegniomycetes; Saprolegniales; Saprolegniaceae
Exons: 1
Coding region: 32-790 (252 amino acids)
Source: RefSeq, a predicted model, not a curated record
CGCGUGCGGCCAAGCAACCCAAGCAAGGACGAUGGUCGACAUGCAGGCGUCGUCGAAAGGAUCGAAGAAGCGCAAGCACGACGCCGACGCGGCGCCAAAGCGCGCCGCAACCAAGGCCAAGAAGGCGACCGCCAAGCCCACGCUGCCAGUGCUGCUGGGCACCGAGCCCGCGCGAAGCAGUGACGCCUCGACCAAGAAGCUCCAGAAGGGCGCGCCGCCCGAGGAAAGCACGACAUGUAUGCUAUGCAACGCGAGCUUGAAGCUCAAGGACCUCCGGCAGCACGUCGGCGGCCACAUGGCGUUGGAGGACUUUAGCGUGGUCCGCUGCGGCUUUUGCGGCCAAGACGACGGCAGCUGCGUGAUUUCGCUGACCGCGGGCACGUCGACCGUGACGGUGACGCCGGUACCGCAAGGCAACUGCCCUCGGUUCCGCAAAUUUUACGUCACGUCGGCCACGAAGAACCACAAGUGCACCAACAUCCCGACGCAGUGCGCACGCUGCAACAAGUGGCUCUGGAAGUACACGCUGCGACAGCACUAUCGCGACUGCCACGACGGCCUCGAGGCCAUGACGGACGCGGAGCGAGAGGCCACGACGCUGAGCCAGGCCGAGCUCGACGGGCUCCACAAGCUCGCAAGCGACAUUGCAGGUCGCAAGCGCAAGGCGGCGCCGCGACCGGCGCCGACGUCGUCGACCGAACCGGAGCUGUCGUUGUCGUCGUCGUCGUCGUCGUCGUGGAUUGAUGCGUUUGUGCCGUUGGAAGUCGAACCCAACGUCUUUCUGGUCUAGGCGGCAAGGACACUCUUGGCCAGACCAUUUUGAUAGCAUUUAGAUUAUUAACCAGCUACGACGCAUUCGUUUUGACC